AUGACAACAUAUGGCGCUACAGCAGAUCUUGAAUUUUUUUCAAUUAUCAGGAUUAUGCGCCUGUUCAAGUUAACUCAGCAUUCGAGUGGCCUCAAAAUUCUUAUGCAUACCUUCAGCGCGGCACACUCACCGGAACUGCAUUUUAGGGCAAGUGCCAAAGAAUUGAUGUUACUGGUAUUUUUUCUGGUCCUUGGCAUCGUUGUAUUCGCCUCAUUGGUUUAUUAUGCAGAGCGCAUCGAAGUGAACCCGGAAAAUCAAUUUCAAAGCAUCCCACUUGGGUUGUGGUGGGCAAUUGUAACGAUGACAACGAUUGGAUACGGAGAUAUGACGCCACACACUUAUCUUGGACGUAUCAUCGGUUCAGUGUGUGCCCUCACAGGCGUACUCACCAUUGCGCUGCCAGUACCAGUGAUAGUGAGUAAUUUUGCAAUGUUUUACUCACAUACACAGGCGCGUUCCAAAAUGCCGAAAAAACGACGCGGUGUGCUAAGUCUGGAUCAGGUAAAACAGCAGCCGGGUAUGGUUCAGAGGCGCGUACAGGCACUUCGAGAGGGUCAGACGAUGAGGGAACCGUUGAUAACAAAAUAUAAUGGUCCACCAUGUGCAGUGGUCAAAUAA
This is a messenger RNA of Gongylonema pulchrum, 618 nucleotides long. Lineage: Eukaryota; Metazoa; Nematoda; Chromadorea; Rhabditida; Gongylonematidae. The record is from the annotation of a GenBank genome assembly.